AUGUCUCCACCAAUGCCAACUGGUAAAGGAGGAAAGAAGGACUCGGCUACUGCCAGAAUCGCAGGGUCAGCUACUGCAGGAAUUCUCGAAUUGCUUGGUUUCCACCCUGUAGACACAGUCGCAAAGCGACUCAUGACAAAUCAGGCAAAGCCCUUUGCAAAUGGUGCUACAUUCGGUGAAGGCAUGAGCACUCUCAACAAAAUCAUCUUCAAAAAUGCAGCAGACAAGGGCUUCUUUGCCAAAUGGGGUGCUCUCUUCCCAGGUCUGGGAUGGGCUGCUGGAUACAAGGUUUUGCAACGAGUCUACAAGUUUGGUGGUCAACCCUACGUCAACGACUACUUGAACAAGUACCACAAGUCUACAUUCGAGAACUUGUUUGGUGUUGGGACUGGAAAGACCAUCAUGCAUGCUACUGCUGGCAGUUUGGUGGGCAUUGGUGAAAUCGUCCUGCUCCCAUUGGACGUCCUCAAAAUCAAGAUGCAAACAAACCCACAAUCGAUUCAAGGAAAGGGUAUCAUGGAAAUCGUUUCACAGGAAGGAAUGGGAUUAUACAGGGGAGCAACAUGGACCGCCGCCCGUAACGCUCCAGGAUCAUUCGCACUUUUCGGUGGUUCAGCAGUCACAAAAGAAUAUCUCUUUAAAUUGGACGACUAUUCUAAAGCUACAUGGGGUCAAAACUUUGUCGCUUCUAUUGCUGGUGCUAUUUCUUCGAUCGCUGUUUCUGCUCCUCUGGACGUCAUCAAGACCCGUAUUCAAGCCAAAUCAGCAGCUGAAGCUGAAUCUGGUUUAACCAUUGUCAGCAGGAUGAUUGCCAAGGAAGGAUUUGGGUCCUUCUUCAAGGGACUUACACCAAAGAUUCUGGUUGUGGGUCCUAAACUCAUCUUCUCCUUCACUGUGGCUCAGAGCUUAAUUCCAUUCUUUGGUCAACUUUUGGAUAAGCCAUCCACACCAGCAGCUGCCAAGGCAUAG
Messenger RNA from Synchytrium microbalum, 969 nucleotides. RefSeq lists its product as uncharacterized. The coding region runs from base 1 to 969 and encodes 322 amino acids. The transcript has 8 exons. The record is from RefSeq and is a predicted model, not a curated record. Gene Ontology annotation, molecular function: guanine nucleotide transmembrane transporter activity. NCBI's taxonomy places the organism in Eukaryota, Fungi, Chytridiomycota, Chytridiomycetes, Synchytriales, Synchytriaceae. Gene Ontology annotation, cellular component: mitochondrion.